AUGAUUAAGGAUUGUAAGAAGGAAAAUGGAAAGAGUUACACAAUAAUUUUUAUGAGUAACAAAAUAAUACAAAAAUUAAAUAGUCAUUUCCAAUGUUACAAUAUAGGAUAAUAUUAGAAUAAACGAAAAUGUGGAAAAUGGAAAACCUUUUAUUAUGAUGAUAGUAAGUAGGGUAAUGUCAAUCUGUAAUUCUAAAUUAUAAAAAAUUAGUGGAGAUGGAAAAUAUGAUGAAAAUGGAAUGAA
Messenger RNA from Paramecium sonneborni, 243 nucleotides. Lineage: Eukaryota; Ciliophora; Oligohymenophorea; Peniculida; Parameciidae. The record is from the annotation of a GenBank genome assembly.